GUUUCUGAACCCACCGAUCAAAAUUCAGUUUCCCCGAUCUUUAGACCUCGUGUGGUUUUCGCGAGAGAGCUGCCACCGGAACCCACCGAUUCCGUCACUGAUUACAGAGAAGAUAUCGGCGAUGUCUCCAUCUUCACUGCUUCCGGCCAGCGCGUACGAUUCAGCGAUGGGAUCAAGGACGAUGUAUGGAAUUGCUGCACUAUUGUGCUUUUGAGGCAUUUCAGAUGCGUUUGCUGCUGGGAUCUUGUUACUGCUUUGAAAGAAGCGAAACCAAGAUUUGAUGCGGCUCGUGUUAAAUCGGUGAAUGUUGGUGUUGAAACCCCCGAUAAGACUCGUUUACUUGCAACUCGUGCUAGUGUCUUGUCAAGAUUUGUCAAGUUACGAGAAGCUACAAAGAAUUACAUCAUCAAAGCCACUCCUGAAGACAGAAGCAGUGUGUUGCAAUCGUCUUACUUCUUCAUCUGGGAAAUUCAAUCCGGUUUUAGCCUCACGAGGCUUCUCCUAUCAGGACAUAUUGCGUCUUCUGAUUCAGCCAUGUAG
Thlaspi arvense is the source of this 540-nucleotide messenger RNA. Lineage: Eukaryota; Viridiplantae; Streptophyta; Magnoliopsida; Brassicales; Brassicaceae. The record is from the annotation of a GenBank genome assembly.